AUGCUAGAUAACAGUUUAAAUAAUUAUAUUAUAGAUGCGGUAGGAGAACUGAUCAAAUGUGUAGGAUUAGGGCCAUGUGAACGAUCUGAUCGCGUGACGGAAGGUAAAAGUGCACAUUUACUUCUUUUAUCUGGCGUAUUUCGCGGUGGAUACGAAGUUUUGGCAAAAGCACGGCUUGUACUGGACUCAGUUGACAGAACUGUUACAAUGAAUUUUAUUGUCAGAUCUGACGAUUCGACAGUAAGUGAAAUUAUAGGAAGUGCAGUAGCCUGA
Acanthocheilonema viteae is the source of this 273-nucleotide messenger RNA. The record is from the annotation of a GenBank genome assembly. Lineage: Eukaryota; Metazoa; Nematoda; Chromadorea; Rhabditida; Onchocercidae.